Vigna umbellata (rice bean) is the source of this 908-nucleotide messenger RNA. RefSeq names its product glutathione S-transferase L3-like. NCBI's taxonomy places the organism in Eukaryota, Viridiplantae, Streptophyta, Magnoliopsida, Fabales, Fabaceae. Gene Ontology annotation, molecular function: glutathione transferase activity. Gene Ontology annotation, biological process: protein glutathionylation. The record is from RefSeq and is a predicted model, not a curated record.
UGAAAAUUGAAUAAAUGGUCAAAUAAUAUAUGUAAGUUUCUUUUUAUCUUUUAUAUUCUGAUUGUGUCCAUUCAAUCGUUAAUAUCCUGUGAAGAACAACGUCAAUGGCAACUCUUAGCGUGCAAGCUGUUCGUCCUCCUCCAUUAACAUCCACCUCCGACCCACCUCCUCUUUUUGAUGGCACCACCAGGUUGUACAUCAGUUAUUCUUGCCCCUAUGCACAGCGUGUAUGGAUAACUAGGAACUACAAGAGACUACAAGACAAGAUCAAAUUGGUUCCUAUUGAUCUUCAAGAUAGGCCAGCUUGGUAUAAGGAGAAAGUCUACCCUGAAAAUAAGGUGCCAUCAUUGGAGCACAAUGGCAAGGUUUUGGGAGAAAGUCUUGAUUUGAUCAAAUAUGUAGAUGCCAACUUUGAAGGGACACCUUUGUUUCCUGGUGAUCCUGCUAAGAAAGAGUUUGGUGAACAACUAUUAUCCCAUGUUGAUACAUUCAACAAUGACGCGUCCUCUUCAUUGAAAGGGGGUGUUGUACAGCAAGCUAGUUCUGCCUUUGAUUACUUGGAGAAUGCUCUUGGUAAAUUUGAUGAUGGGCCGUUCUUUCUUGGUCAAUUCAGUUUGGUGGAUAUUGCAUACAUUCCAUUUGUUGAAAGAUUCCAACCUGUCUCUGUUGACGUGUUCAAACAUGACAUCACCGAAGGAAGGCCAAAACUUGCAACGUGGAUUGAGGAGGUUAACAAGAUUGAUGCUUAUACAGAGACAAAAUUAGAACCCCAGGAAAUCGUUGAUAGAUUCAAGAAACGUUAUCUGUCUCAACAGUGAGCGUUGGAUUGGAUUUUUCUAAGACGACGUAGAUUAUCUUCAGUCAAAUAUCAGUUAUGUUUAUCUGCUAAAGUUGCACAUAGUUAUGUU